CCCUCUGAGGGGAGUUUGUAAUUUGUGAUAUUGGGCUAUACAAAAUAAACUGAAUUGAAUUGAAAGUCACUCGUGCCAUCUCUGCUCGUGCUCGGUUGUCUCGGCCUCGACCUGCUGGAUAAGUCCGGUAGCACAUCGCCACACGGCGCCAUAUUAGAUAGACGUUAUACUGCUGCUGACGGAGUCGAGCAAGGGGAAGCGGCUCUCCGGGUGACCAGGGUGCUCGGGCCGCGACCGGCAAUCCGCAGAAACACUCGCGCUCGCUGCUCUAUGGUGGACAACGAGUAAUCGAGUCCAGCAUCUCGGGCGCGUUGUUUUUCGCCGUUGCUCCGCUAAGUUCCCCGGGCCCAGACAUGACUUCCUUGGUCCAGCGGAGCUCGGGCCUCGUGCAGAGGCGGACCGAAGCCUCGCGCAGCGCCGCCGACAAAGACCGUUUGCCCGGCGAGGAGGACCAAGAGCCCCGGCGGGGAGACGAGCUGGACGACGACGACACCGGGGACUCUAAAGAAACGCGCCUCACCUUGAUGGAAGAGGUGCUGCUGCUGGGCCUGAAGGACCGAGAGGGCUACACCUCGUUCUGGAACGACUGCAUUUCGUCGGGGUUGCGAGGGUGCAUGCUGAUCGAGCUGGCCGUGCGAGGACGUCUUCAGCUGGAGGCUUGUGGCAUGAGGAGGAAAGGUCUGCUGGCGAGGAAGGUGAUUUGCAAGUCGGAUGCUCCAACGGGCGACGUGCUCCUGGAUGAAGCCCUGAAACACAUCAAAGACACCCAGCCCCCGGAGACGGUGCAGAGCUGGAUCGAACUGCUCAGCGGAGAAACGUGGAACCCCCUGAAGCUUCAUUACCAGCUGCGGAACGUCCGCGAGCGGCUGGCCAAAAACCUGGUGGAGAAAGGCGUCCUCACCACGGAGAAGCAGAACUUCCUGCUCUUCGACAUGACGACGCACCCGCUGACCAACAACAACAUCAAGCAGCGGCUCAUCAAGCGCGUCCAGGAGGCCGUGCUGGACAAGUGGGUGAACGACGCGCAGCGAAUGGACAAGCGGCUGCUCGCGCUCAUCUUCCUGGCCCACUCCUCCGACGUGCUGGAGAACGCCUUCGCCCCGCUGCUGGACGACCAGUACGACCUGGCCAUGAAGAGAGUGCGGCAGCUGCUGGAGCUGGAGCCCGAGGGCGAGAGCGUCAAGGCCAACGCCAACGAGCUGCUGUGGGCCGUGGUGGCCGCCUUCACCAAAUGAGGCCGCCGCGGAGGGCAGUCGCGGCAUUCUAAGUGGCAUUGUACUCCUGGGUGGGAAUCGGAGCGCGGACCCCCGACAUGGUGACGGGACUGAAUUAGUUAACCCCUGCCUGGACUUUUGGAACGGGCCGCCCUCUUUCCUCCCCCUCUCCCUUCGUCAUUUUAUUUUUCCUUCCUGAUGAAUGUCUCCCCCCCCCUCAUGUGUGUUAACUUUUUACUAAGAAAUAACAACUCUCAUGGAACUUCGAAAGAAGUGGUCGGGGAUCAUGCGGGCGGUUCAUAUCCUCUUUUAUUUUCUGUUGGGUUUGUCUUCGGUACAAACGGGGGACACGCCUGAAGGGUAAAAGCCGUGAUAGACAUGUACACAAGUCAGCUGAUACGCCUGUCAAGGCUCAACAGAUACCUGUCUAUCAAAUGGGCUCGGAGCAUGGGGAUGUAUGUGUGUGUGUGUGUGUGUGUGUGUGU
Cyclopterus lumpus (lumpfish) is the source of this 1699-nucleotide messenger RNA. It is a transcript of the gene golph3, whose product is annotated as golgi phosphoprotein 3. Bases 354 to 1235 code for a protein of 293 amino acids. The record is from RefSeq and is a predicted model, not a curated record. Gene Ontology annotation, cellular component: cytosol; trans-Golgi network; Golgi cisterna. NCBI's taxonomy places the organism in Eukaryota, Metazoa, Chordata, Actinopteri, Perciformes, Cyclopteridae. Gene Ontology annotation, molecular function: phosphatidylinositol-4-phosphate binding. The transcript has 4 exons. Gene Ontology annotation, biological process: retrograde vesicle-mediated transport, Golgi to endoplasmic reticulum; Golgi to plasma membrane protein transport; Golgi organization.